ACAUUUUGAUUAAUUAAAUGCAGUGUUACAAGAGAGUUGAAAACAUAUAUAAAUAUCUUCACGACCACAACAAACAAUUCAUAGUGUAAAUAUUUUCCGAAAUACACAUAAGCAUGGAAAACAGCCUUGCUGAAGAGACAGAGACAGUGCAGAAAACUGGCACGCAGAUUAAAGUUUACAAAUACAGAUGGAUUGUAUUGGGUUUAUAUGUGCUAGUUUGUAUGAUAAGCUUCCUACAGACUUUAGAAUUCUCGAUUAUAGCUAAUAUAAUUAUCAAAUACUACAAAGUUGGUGAAUUUUUAGUCGAUUUGACAUGUGUGAUUUUCUUCAUUGCUUAUAUCAUUUUCUUCUACCCUAUCAGCUACCUUAUAGAAAAGAACACUUUAAAACACUCAAUGAUAUGUGCGAUGAUCCUGACACUGCUUGGCAAUUUGCUGAAGCUCUUGGCAGCGAAUCAAGACAGAUUUUGGAUCAUACUUUUGGCUCAGACCUUGAUAGCCAUCGGUCAAGUUUAUAUAUGCAGUGUCCCAACGAAAAUAGCUACGUCUUGGUUUGGUUCCGAAGAAGUAUCAACUGCUUGUGCUAUCGGAGUUUUAGGGAUACAGUUAGGUAGUGGUAUUAGCUGUAUCCAGUCACCUUACCUGGUCAAAGAUGGACCCAACACAGAAACCCAGCUCUUCCAUAUGUUUCUAUAUCAAGCCAUAGCAACUAUAGUCACAUUCGUUCUAGUCAUCCUAUUUUUCAGGUCCAAACCAGCACUGCCUCCUAGCCAAUCGCAGCUCAAUUUAAUGAUUAAAAAUGAAAUGGCAACAUUGACUUUCUUCGAAGACAUGAAGGAAGUGAUCAGGAACAAGAAUUUUUGGUUGGUAGUGUUUUCAUUGGGUUUUGCAAAUGGCCUGUGGAGUGUUUUUGGAGUACAACUUAAUAUGGUCUACAUACAUUAUUUUCCAAAUGGAGAACACGACUCAGGUAUCCUAGGUCUAUUGUCAAUCUUCUCCGGAGGCUGUUUAGCCAGCAUGCUGUUUGGAAUCGUUCUGGACAAGACGCAUAGGUUUAAGUUAAUCAGCGUUUUUAUACUAAUCUUUUCCGCCAUAUCAUACCUGUGCGUUGUGGUAUCGCUGAUGCUCGAAAGUAGAAUAGGAAGUUACAUCUCUAUCACAGCGUUUGGGUUUUUUGUAGCUCCAGUACUGAUAGUGGGCUUCGAAUACUUAGUAGAAAUCACCUACCCCAUUCCAGAGGCGUGCAGUUCUUCACUGUUUAACACGUCAUACUACGUUUUAGCUGUCAUAUUCACCUAUGUUAUGGAAGGCCUAUAUUCUUCCAUAGGAUAUUUUUGGACUUUUGUCGUAACAUGCAUUUUAUAUGUAGUGUGUGCAAUUUUCAUAAUGUUUGUCAAGACAGAUCUUAAGAGGAGAGAUGCCAAUUUACAGCAUUCUUUGGACAAGAAGGAACUGGAAGCUAGAGGUGUAAAUUUAUAGGACAAUAUGUAUAUUAAAAUAAAAAAAAUAUUUAUACCAAAU
Molecule: messenger RNA, 1520 nt
Organism: Sitophilus oryzae (rice weevil)
Lineage: Eukaryota; Metazoa; Arthropoda; Insecta; Coleoptera; Curculionidae
Exons: 8
Coding region: 114-1478 (454 amino acids)
Biological process (GO): heme export; transmembrane transport
Cellular component (GO): membrane
Molecular function (GO): heme binding; heme transmembrane transporter activity
Source: RefSeq, a predicted model, not a curated record